Molecule: messenger RNA, 636 nt
Organism: Symbiodinium natans
Lineage: Eukaryota; Dinophyceae; Suessiales; Symbiodiniaceae
Source: the annotation of a GenBank genome assembly
AUGGGAGCGGCAGAUCCGAACGACAAGUGUGGAACGGCCUUUGAGACAGGGACUGCCAAGAGUGACACUUUCUGCGGGAAAACAGCCAAGAACUGUGCAUCCUGCAAUGGAGAGUGGUGCAAGCGGGGUGUUACGAAGCCUGCGGUAAAAGCCGAAGAGUCGGAGAAGGUCCAGACGGUCAAUGCCGCAUCGAGCGCUCAGGGCUUCUGCUGCUACCGCGGCGAUGGCCAUCCGAGGAACGUGUGCGGAGCCUGCGCGGACGUCUCGCAGGACGCCGCGUGCGCAAGUGCAGCCGGCUGCAGCAAGUGUGGGGGCUCAUGGUGUGCUGGUCCCAAGUGCAUCAAGGCCUUCAAAGACAAGGCAGAUCCCUGCAGCUCGGCGUUCGGGCAUGACUCGGUGGCAUCGGCAGAGGAGUACUGCUCCGGGUCCAAGGAGCACUGCGACUCCUGCCAUGGGGCAUGGUGCGAGGCCUACAACAUCACCUUCGUGACGGGCGAGAAGUUUGACCCGGACCAUCCUUUCAAAACGCCCAGCGACGAAGACGAGGAUGUGGAGGAUGUGGAGGAAGUGGAGGACCCGGAGGGUGCGGAGACCAUCGCUGACCUCUUCCCUGAUGGCCUCGCCAAGAAGGCUUAA